CGUAGCAACAGCAGAGCUCUCCCAGCUUCACUGUCUGCAUCUGAAAUCCGGAACAAAAACAGUUAAUCUUAUGCUGAUUUUCUACGUUUAUUUGACAGAUUUAAUCUGAGACCCGUAGCUGGAAAUAAGUGACUGCCAUGAAAAAUAUUCAAGAACUUUAAGGAUCAAGUGUUCGGAAGCUAUCCUCAGUAAUGAAGCAGGUGUGAAAGAUAACUUCCCUUUGCCAGGUAAAAUGAUGACUACAAAAUCAGCAGUUCCCAUGUUAGUGUGCUUUCUUCAACUCUGCGUUGUAAAUGGGCAGGUAAUAUGUGAGAGGCAAAUGACAGCUGAAUGGAGAGUGGAACCAAAACCUACUGUAAUCAAAUGGACACCAAGGGCAAAUGUCUGCUCAGACUUUUACACCGAAUGCUGGAAUAUGAAUAAAAGUAUUACUGGGGAAAUCUUGGGAGGACAAAACCUCAGUAUCCCUCAGAUAUGCCCCUUACAGCUUCAAUUAGGUGAUAGUCUCUUCAUCGCUUCUGAGCCAUCCUUUCAGUCCUAUGGAAUGAAUUUGGUAAACGUCUCCAAGGAAGAAUUUAUUAACUGCCCUAAAGCUGCUUUUCUUCAAGAACAGUUGAUUUUUGUUUGCCAGAUAAGAGGACUGCACCAAGUUGACCCUAACUGGCUUGGUGUUGGAACUCAUUACUUUGCAGAACUUCAUAAGAGAGGCCCCCUAUUGUGCAAUAUGGGCCUUCGUCUGAACGUAACUGUGAAGCAGCAGUUUUGCCAACAGUCUCCAAAUGCACCAUUCUGCUCUGGGCAUGGAAAAUGUCUAAGCCAUGUUUGGGAAAAAGCGUAUAACUGUCAUUGUUUCUCACACUAUUCUGGAACAUUCUGCCAGAAGUUUGAUAUAUGCUCCACCAAACCUUGCCACAACAACGCCUCCUGCACUGAGAAAUCAGAAUUUUCUGCAGAUUCUUACGAGUGCACAUGUUCUCCAAAAUUUUCAGGUAAAAAUUGUACAGAAAUAGUUGGACAGUGCCAGCCAUCUACGUGUUUCAAUGGCAACUGCGUCAAUGUUACUCCAAAUACUUUUCUUUGUAACUGUGACAAGGGCUUUACAGGUUCAUUUUGUGAGAAACCUGGUGAUCUUUGUGAAUCUCAGCCAUGCCUAAAUGAAGGCAUAUGCCAGUAUAAUCGGUCUGGAUAUGUUUGUGUUUGCCCUUCUGGAUUUCUUGGCCACAACUGUGAAAUUGAUAUCAAUGAAUGCUCUUCAAGGCCAUGUCAGAACGGAGGCACAUGUAUUGAUUUGCCAAAUGAUGUGGCAUGUAUCUGUCUGCCCAUAUUUACUGGCAAGUUCUGUGAGAGAAUACUGAACCCGUGUGAAUUAUUGCCUUGUUUAAAUAAUGCAACUUGCAUAGCUCAACAGCAGAACUACAACUGCCGCUGCGUGCCAGGAUUCACUGGAAAGAACUGUGAGGAAGUAAUUGACUACUGCGGCCUGCUCAGCAUCAACUGUCUGAAUGAAGGAUUGUGUCUUAAUAUAAUUGGAGGAUUCACUUGCCUCUGUGCACCUGGAUGGACAGGAGAAUUUUGCCAAUUUGCUGAAAAUGCAUGUUUAGUUUACCCAAAUAGUUGUUCUGAUGGAGCAACUUGCAUGGAUAUGAGCCAACGGAGAGAACAACCUUUGUUUCAGUGUUUGUGUCCUCGUGAUUUCACAGGAGAAUUCUGUGAGGUGCAAAUUGAUAAAUGUGGUUCCAAUUUAUGUGAAAAUGGAGGAACAUGUAUUGCCUAUGAAGAUCAUUUUCAGUGCACUUGCCCUGUAGGUUUUGAAGGUGAAAGAUGUGAACUCGAUAUUGAUGCCUGCCUUUUCAACAAUAUAAGCUGUGCCCCAGGAGCACUGUGUAUGGAUAAAUCUCAUGGAUUUAAUUACACAUGUUUAUCACCAUGUAUUGGAAACACAGAGGUAUGUGCAAAUGGAGGUAGUUGCUUCUACGAUGAAGAAAACCAGAGACCUCACUGUGUCUGUGUUCUUGGAUGGACAGGAAAAACAUGCCUAGAGAAUAUUAAUGAGUGUGAGGUAAACCAGUGCCAACAUGGAGCCACAUGUGAAGAUGGAAUUAAUAAAUACAGGUGCAUAUGUCCCCUUGGCUACACUGGCACAUAUUGUGAACUUGAUAUAGACAAUUGCAUUGGAAAUCAGUGCUCUGAAUACGGAUUCUGCCAGGACCACUUGCAUAAUUACAGCUGUAAUUGUGUGCCCGGAUAUGAAGGUCCCUUCUGUGAAGUUGAAAUUAAUGAAUGCUUAAGUUCACCUUGCAAAAACGGAGCUACUUGUAUGGAUUUAAGUGGCCACUUUUCUUGUCAUUGUACUGCUGGGUUCAAAGGAGAAACAUGUUCUGUUCAUGUGAAUGAAUGUCUAGACAGACCCUGUUGGAAUGGAGGAACCUGUGAAGAGGACAUAAGGGGCUUCAAAUGCAAUUGUCCAUUUGGUUUUUCAGGUCGAUACUGUGAAACAGAAAUGAACGAGUGUGAUUCUGCUCCCUGCUUGAAUGGUGCUGUCUGUCAGAAUGAUGUCAACAGCUAUGAUUGUUUUUGCCCGGAAGGAUUUGAAGGUCUGAACUGUGAAAUCAACUUUGAUGAGUGCACUUUUGGCUUCUGUAAAAGCAAUUCAACUUGUUUAGAUCUAGUUGCAGACUACAUAUGUGCUUGUCCUCCAGGAUUCACUGACAAAAAUUGUUCCACAAAUAUUGAUGAAUGUUCCCUCAAGCCCUGCAAAAACGGAGGCCAUUGCCAUGAUUUGAUUGGUGAAUUUUACUGUAGCUGUUUGCCAGGUUUUACUGGUCAAUUCUGUGAAGCAGAUGCUGCUGCCUGCCUAUCACAGCCAUGUGGAGCCUCCAGCAUCUGUAAAGAGACAUUGGAUGGCUAUCUUUGUUUCUGUGCACCUGGCUUUAUAGGUCAUAACUGCGAGAUUGAAGUGGAUGAGUGUCUUAGUGGCCCUUGUCACAAUGGAGCUACUUGUGUUGAUCAUCUGAAUGCCUUCAGUUGCAUCUGUCAGGAUGGAUUUGAAGGUACAACUUGUGAAGCAAAUAUAAAUGAAUGCCACUCUUCUCCAUGUUUUCAUAAUGCAUCAUGUGCAGACCUUAUCGGUGGCUAUGAAUGCAUCUGUCUACCUGGCUUUACUGGUGCAAGAUGUGAAACAGAUAUAGAUGAGUGUGCUUCAUUUCCCUGCAAGAAUGGAGCCACCUGCAUUGACCAGCCUGGUAAUUAUUUCUGCCAAUGUGUGGCUCCGUUUAAAGGUUUGAACUGUGAGUUUAGGCCUUGUGAGGCCAGCAAUCCCUGUGAGAAUGGAGCUGUGUGCAUAGAAGAAAUGAAUCUGGACGUUUUUCCCCUUGGAUUCCACUGCCAGUGUGUGAAGGGCUUUGCAGGUCCACGUUGUGAGAUCAAUGUCAAUGAGUGCAGUUCUAACCCUUGCCUCCACGGAUACUGCUAUGACAUUGUCAAUGGCUUUUAUUGUUUGUGCAACCCAGGAUAUGCAGGACUGAAAUGCGACCAAGACAUUGAUGACUGCAUAGUCAAUGCUUGUGAACACAAUUCUACAUGUGUUGAUCUACAUCUGAGAUACCAAUGUGAUUGCUUGCCCGGAUGGGAAGGAACAUUUUGUGAAAAGGAAUCAAAUGAAUGUAAUUCAGAGCCUUGUAAAAACAAUGGCACUUGCAUGGAUCUUUUCAACAGCUAUCGAUGCACAUGUACAGCAGGGUGGACAGGACCAGACUGCAGUGAAGAUAUAAAUGAAUGUGAAUCUGAACCAUGCUUGAAUGGAGCCACCUGUUAUGAGUCUGUGAAGCCGGGGCAGUUUAUAUGCAUUUGUCCUCCAUUUUAUACUGGUGAUUUCUGCCACCAGCGCUUCAGUCCUUGUGAGCUGCCUUACAAUCCAUGUAUCAACAAUUCAACCUGUUUGGCACAAGUGGAUGGAAAUCCAAUGUGCAUUUGCAAAACAGGAUUUGAGGGUACUUACUGUGAAGUUAACAGUGAUGAGUGCAUCUCCCAUCCGUGCCAAAAUGAAGGUCUCUGUGUGGAUGGGAUCAAUAACUACAGAUGCUCCUGCCAACAUGGUUUUACUGGGACCCUGUGUGAAGUGGAAAUCAAUGAAUGCUUAUCAAGACCCUGCAAAAACAAUGGAACUUGCCUGGAUCUUGUUAACAGAUUCAUCUGUAACUGUGCACCUGGAUACUAUGGGUCUUUGUGUGAGAUGGAUGUAAAUGAGUGUGAAACUUUGCCUUGUUUGCAUGGAGGAAGCUGCAUCAACAGGCUUGGAGGCUAUCUGUGUUUCUGUCUACCUGGAUUCACAGGUGAUAGAUGUGAAGUAAAUAUAGAUGAAUGUAUGUCUUCUCCUUGCCUCAACAAUGGAAGUUGCAUUGAUGGCAUCAGUUCCUAUAGGUGUCACUGUAAGAGAGGUUUCACUGGACAAAACUGUGAGAUAAAUGUUAAUGAAUGCUUGCCAGAUCCUUGUCUUCAUGGAAGAUGUAUAGAUCUCAUUGAUGGGUAUCAAUGCUCUUGCGAAGCAGGAUGGACCAGCUCAAGAUGUGAGAUAAAUAUUAAUGAAUGCGAAUCUACUCCCUGCAUUAACGGAGGUUCUUGUCAAGAUGCAGUCAAUGCCUUUGUUUGUACUUGCCUGAGUGGGUACACUGGCAGGUUUUGUGAAGUCGAUGUUGAUGUUUGCAAUGAGCCUACACUAAACUCAGUUCUGUGUUACAAUGGAGGUGUAUGUGUUGAUGGACCUGGAAGAACUUUUCAUUGCAGGUGUCUUGCUGGAUUUUCUGGACAGUUUUGUGAAAUAGAAGUUAAUGAGUGUAAUUCAUCACCUUGUCUUCAUGGCUCAACCUGUGAAGAUCACAUCAAUGGAUACACUUGUAAAUGUACACAAGGAUGGGAAGGCCUCCAUUGUGAGUUGGAUGUUGAUGAGUGCAUAUCCAACCCCUGCAUACAUGGUAUCUGUGUUCAGAAGGAACCUAGCUUUGGUUAUUCCUGUUUUUGCAAGCCAGGAUUUGUGGGACGAAGCUGUGAGCUUAAUUAUAAUGAUUGCCUUAUACAGUCCUGCUCCACUGGGUUUAUUUGUGUUGAUGGAAUAAACAAUAUCACCUGUUUACCUACUAUGCCCCAAAGCAAGAAAACUGUCACUGAAGUGGCCAGAGUGUUUCCUUCUGAAAUUUUAGACAAUGACCUUCCAUCAGCCCUGGCUGUGUCCAUGGAACUUUGGUCUAAACAUGUUUCUCCUGAUUUUCAUACAGGAGAGGUGUCCCAAGAUUUUAGUUAUGCUCGCUAUUAUGGCAAUUCUUACCUGGAAUUUCAAGGCUUACAUUUGAACAUACAAAACUUCAUCCAUCUGCAGUUCAAGACCUCUAAUCCUCAUGGACUCCUCCUAAAUAUUGAACACAGCCCAGAAACAACACAUUUUUUAAUUCGACUUUUCAUCAAUAAUGGUAUCUUACAGUACCAGUUUCUAUGUGAUGCGGCAGCAGAAGUCAAAAACAUCACUACCACUGCUAGAGUGGAUGAUGGACACCAGUAUAAUGUGCAAAUUAGGCAAAGCAUGGUACCAUGUGAAGCAGAACUGUCAAUCCUGAAGUUAUCUUCAAAUACAAGUAUAACUAGGAAGUUCUGGUCCGAUUCACAUUGGCUUAAAACAGGACCCAUAUUUGUUGGUGGUUUGCCUCAUCGUUACACAACAAAACAGAUUUCCGGACCUGUCUACAAUUUCACUGGCUGUAUACAAGUUAUAGAAAUCAAUAAUGUGGGACCUUUCACAUUCUCUGAUGCUGUGGAAAGAAAUAAUGUUGACGAUUGCAGAAUUCCUGUGCCCACAAAUCUCUCAACAGCAUUCCCUGUGGUUUCUUCUGAUGUGCCUCAGUUGCCUGAACCUGUUGUGCCCUCUCAGAUUUCCUCUGAAUUGCCAUCUGUAUGCCAGGAAGGACUGUGCCAUAAUGGAGGGACUUGUCAUCCUCUCUCUCUGCCUACUGGGGCCACCUCGUUCCAGUGUGACUGCCCACUACACUUCACUGGUCGAUUUUGUGAAAAAGACACAACGCUGUUUUUUCCAUCCUUCACUGGAAAUUCUUAUUUAGAGCUACCUUCUCUGACAUCUGUAUCUGAGACCAGGACUGCAUCUGGGCAGGAAACAAGCAAUCUGACGACUCUGUACUUGACAGUGAAAACAACUUCUCUAAAUGGCACAAUCCUUUACACUAGUGAAAGGAAUUUUGGAGAACAGUUUCUUCACUUGUAUCUUGUGGAAGGAAAACCAACCGUUCGAUUCAGCUGUGGAAACUCUCAGAACAUUCUGACUGUAUCCAUCAACCAGUCUGUUAGCAAGGGUAUACUCGUCCCUAUCACAGUAAGCUACAUGUUGCCUGUGAGCAGUCCUGAAGGUUACUGUCUGAUUGAAAUGGCUGCAGAUGGAAAUCCUCCUGUACAGCACAGACUCUCUUUCUCACCUCAAGCAUCUCAGAUCACCUUUGGAUCAAUCUUCCUUGGAAAUGUUCCUGUUCAUGAAGAGGUUCAUCGAUGUGCUGGGCCGAUACAUGGCUAUAAAGGAUGCAUUAGGGAUUUUCAGGUUAACCACAAAGAGUUGUUCAUCAUAGAUGAGGCUCUUGGAGGGAGGAAUGUUGAGAACUGCAAUGUUCCAAUAUGUGAUUAUCAUCCAUGUCACAAUGGUGGAACCUGCACUAGUGAUGCAGAAAAUUGGUACUGUGAAUGCCCUAAACUCUACACAGGAAAACUUUGCCAGUUUGUGACUUGUGAUGAAAAUCCAUGUGGAAAUGGUGCUACGUGUUUUCCAAAGUCCAAUCGAGAUGCUGUUUGCUUGUGUCCAUAUGGAAGGUCUGGCAUCCUCUGCAGUGAAGCUAUUAAUAUUACUCAACCAAGUUUCAGUGGCACAGAUGUCUUCGGCUAUACCUCAUUCCUAGCUUAUUCUACAAUCCCAAAUAUCACCUUCUACUAUGAAUUUCGCUUGAAAUUUCAGUUGGCAAACCACGACUCAGCUUUACAAGAUAACCUGAUUUUUUUCACUGGACAGAAGGGCCAAGGUCUGAAUGGAGAUGAUUUCUUGGAGUUAGGCCUCCGUAAUGGGAGAGUGGUAUAUAGCUACAAUCUAGGUUCUGGCACAGCAACGAUCAUCAGCAAGGCACUUGAUCUGACACUCCAUAUUCAUGUCAUCCAUCUUGGCAGAAAUCUCCAAAAAGGCUGGCUGAAGGUGGAUGAUCAGAAGAAUAAAACUGUCACUUCUCCUGGGAGGCUGGUUGGACUCAAUGUCUUCAGUCAGUUUUAUUUAGGAGGUUAUCGCGAGUAUACUCCAGAACUCCUACCAAAGGGACCCAGAUUUAAGAAUGGCUUUCAAGGUUGCAUUUUUGAUGUUCAAGUUCGUACAAGCAUCAAUCAAGGGUUUAAAUCACCAGGCACUCCAGAAGGACACCCCAAUUCUGGUCGCAAUGUUGGACAAUGUAAAGAUUCCCCAUGCAGUUUAAUAAAAUGCAGAAAUGGUGGGAAGUGCAUAGAAAGGGGCUCUACUGUUUACUGUGACUGCCUCACUGGAUGGAAAGGUGCAUUUUGCACAGAAAUAGUGUCAGUAUGUGAACCUGAGCAUGAUCCUCCACAUCUGUGUAGGCAAGGUGGUACCUGUGUGCCACUGCCUAAUGGUUACACAUGUCACUGUCCUCUUGGAACAACUGGUACCUACUGUGAACAAGGUAUUUCCAUUAGUGAUCCAUCUUUCAGAAGUAAUGAAUCAUCAUGGAUGUCAUUUGCACCCUUUUAUAUUCGCCAUAAGACCCAUAUCAAACUACAGUUUCAGACUCUAUCUCCAGAUGGUAUCCUGUUUUACACUGCACAGCAGUUGGGUACUCAGUCAGGUGACUUUCUAUGUAUAUCAUUAGUAAACGGAUUUACACAGUUACGCUACAAUCUCGGAGACAAGACAGUCAUCCUACAGGCCCUUCAGAAGGUCCGUGCAAAUGGUAAUACAUGGCACUUACUCAAAGCAGGAAGAGUUGGCAAUGAAGGCUACCUGGACCUGGAUGGUAUCAACGUUACUCAAAAAGCUAGUCCUGGAAUGAAUGUACUAGACACACACACAGAUUUUUUUGUUGGAGGAGUGUCUUCCUUAGACCUUGUUAAUUCAAUGGCAGUAGAAAAUGAACCCAUAGGUUUCACUGGUUGCAUUCGAGAAAUUGUUAUAAACAACAGGGAACUGAAGCUUACUGCGACUGAUCCCAAAGACGGAGCCAAUGUUGGUGACUGUGACGGAACAGUUUGCGGGUACUCAGUGUGCAAAAAUAAUGCAACAUGUCAAGUUGAAAACUCAGGCUUUUCUUGUUCUUGCCCACACGAGUGGACAGGGACCACAUGUGAACAAUCUGUUCACUGUUCACAAAACAUGUGUGGGUCUCAAGCGCUCUGUAUUCCUCAACCUUCUUCAUUUUCGUACACCUGUGUAUGUGCACUAGGCUGGUCAGGUAAGUACUGCGAUAGCAAAAUCAAAUUUUACAUAGCAAAGUUUGUUGGCAACUCCUACAUUAAAUACACAGAUUCUUAUUACAGAAAAAGAGACCUCCAGUACAGCCGCAUUUCUUUAAAUUUUACUACCAAUCAAACUGAAGGCUUAAUAGCAUGGAUAGGCAAAAGUGAAGAUGAAGAUAAUGACUUCCUUGCCAUUGGUAUUGCCAAUGCAACAUUAAAAGUUGUGGUUAAUCUUGGAGAAAGAAUCUCUGUUCCUCUAAUGCACAGAAAAUACAUCACCUGCUGUGACGGAAGAUGGCAUUUUGUUACUGUAGUUCAAAACCAAACCUGUAUUAAGGUAUAUCUUGAUGAGGAGCUAAUUCUUUUUGAAGACAUUGAUCCACAAAGAAAAUACACUGCUUUAAACUAUGGUGGCAUUUGUUAUUUUGGUGGGUUUGAAAUUGGCAGGAAAGUCAAUGUAGUCACCACAGGGCUUUUUCAGAAGGAAUUCAUUGGUAAAAUUAAAGAUGUUGUGCUCUUCCAAGAUUCCAAGAAGAUUCAGCUAAUGAAUGCAGAAGGGUACAAUGUUUAUGAUGGAAAUUCUGGAAAUUAAUUGAAAAAAUGUUCAAGACUCUGUAAAAGUGAUAAACUUCCUUUUCCUCCUGUUUCUUGUGUUAGUUGGCAGUGUAAUACUCAGAAACCAACAGAAGAAAGCUUUUCAUUAAGAAAAAAAAAGUAAUUAGGGACAAUUUUAUGUUGAGUAUUAAUAGAUAUAAGAUAUGUUUUACUCCUAAAAUUACUUACUUAUACUCUUUAGUAUUUACUUUAAAAUAAUGGGAAAGUCUGCAGGAUUUUUUAUUUAUUGUGCUGGAAAUAGUUUUGUCAACAAAUAGAUAGUAAUUAGCUUAUAAAGCCAAUCAUCAUUCAAGUGUUGUUUGUUGCUUUAUGAGAACAGACAACUGUUAACCUGUUUCUCCAACUCUCAAAUUUUAUUAGUGUUUCUCUUUUAAUUUUAUAAUAUUAAGGUCAAGUGUAAAAACUGAAAUUGGGGAAGGGAAGAAAAGGUGUGUUUGGGGCAAAAAGUACAUAUCUAUUGUAAUCAGAAUUUUUUAAAUCAUAACAGCUGUAAUUACUUGUUAAGCCCACAAAGAUCCUAAUUAGGUAAUGAAGUUCUCCCUCCCUUCUGAGUCUCUGUCCAUCCUGUAUGCAUUUAUGUAAAGCAGUAGAGCUUAGCAUGAACACGGGCUUAAAAUAUUACACUUAAAGAAUGAUUUUAAGAGCAGAAAAGGUAUUUCACUUCAGAGAGAUAAAAAAGGUUUGCUGGUUUUCUCCAGCAGAGGUCUCCCCCUAUUUGACUACAUGAAAACUUUUUGCUUUAACAAUUCACAACUGGAAUGUGGGAAUGUGGUAUUCUGUCUACAAGUAACUUCUACUCCUAAGAGCUUAAAAAUCAGAAAGUCCAAGAACUGCUUUGCUUUAGCUACACCUUUCUGGCUUAUAUGCCCCUAAAUAAUAUCAAAAUUUUACUAGACAAAGGUUUUGGUCAUAACAAACUGAAUUUCCCUGACUAUAUCUUUCAUUAAUUCAUAAUAUCAAAAGUAAAUAGAGCUCUUCAUCUAUAAAUGCAAAAAUUAUAUUCCCUCUGAAAAAGUUCAGUUAUAUUCUGCUUCAGGAAGCAAUAAAAAAGAAUCCAGUUUAUUUUAAUGUGCUCAAACCAAUGAUUUAUCUACAUCUACAUUUCUCAUUUGACUGCUGGCUUACUAUAUAAAUAAAAUGCUUCAAUAAAAAUAAUAGUGAUUGAUUCCUAUCUUUUCCUUUUUUACUUUUCUAUUGCUCAAAAGCACAUAAUAAAACAUCACCUCCUUGCAUGGGAAUUCUCUGAAUACGAGUUUUCAAAAUGUAAAAACAGGUCAGAAACAAGUAACUAUUCUGGAGUAGGGGGGAGGGAGGUGAAGGCAGGGUGUGUGUUUAUCUUUCCGUAAGGCAGAUAUGGAGCAGAGACAAUAAGCACCUAAAACUAGGUGACACACACCUGGCUCCAUAUAACCAUACUUUGUAUGUGGCAAUGAAUGCACUGCCAAGUCAGUUAACAGGCAACUUGAAGAUUACUGCUGUACACUUUGGCUAUGGAACUACCCCGAGAUGUUUUAUUAAGCAUCCGCAAACAUAUUUGUGAGGUUCUUUCUAUCUUCUGCUGCUGCUCUGAGGCCCCAAGUGAUCAGCUUGAUGCAGCAGAGCUUCUUCGCCUCUUCCCAACAGGCAGCUCACAAAGCCCAAUUAGCAUUUGAGUCGUCCCCAGAUUCUCUUCCAGUCUCUCUAAGUAGGGCCUUUUAUCACCAUGUGAUGCUGGAGAGGGAGCAUAUUUAGCGUUUGUCCUGUUCCCUCCAGGGCUUCUGGUGUACUGCCAGUUCCUCAGCAGUGCACACUGCCCUUUGUGAUCUGAGCAGUGAGUCAAGGUAAAACAAGGAACAAGUAAUCAAAGCAGUUCCAGCUAACACAAGUGUUGGAAGGAGACUGACUGAAGGCAACAGAGAAGAUAAAAUCCUUUAUUCCUGUAGUAACAGGAUUUAUUCCCAUUACACUAACUCAGAUCCUAGGAACAUGUCCUGCAAACUGUUGCUUUUUGUUACUUUAAACAUUUAACAAAACUCUCCCUUAAGAGCUGUUUUACUGCAGCUCUCUUUAGGUUCUACAUACAUGAGGCAGGUAGCAAAGCACUCAGCAAACUUGCAAAAUGUUUACAUAUUCUUUCCAAGCAAAUUAUUUCUGAUAGUUCUGGCAGAAAGCAUUCCCAUCCCUUCCGUCCAGGCAGUUGCAAUUUUUACUGCUCCCAGUUUAUUUUCAAAGCACAGAUGGAUGUGCGUGUGAGAGGCAGAUCACCAGUGGACUGGGAGUAGAGUGCUUUUGAACAGGUCAAAACAAAAUCUUCACAUGGAGAGCUGCCAAUUUAAAAAUUACUUCCAAAACGAGGACAAUGCUUAGAUAAACUCACGUGCCUACAGAACUCUAAUGGAAAUAUUUAAACAACAUAACACAUGCAUACUACCAGAUAUAUCCAAUGGCACUACUGCUAUAGAGACGAUAGAAUUAAUUUGGAAAAUACUAAUUUAAUUUGUCAUUCUAUAAAAAUGUUUAGAUAUUGCUUUUAGUUACUAACAAACUGAAGAUUUUUUUUUAAAUUAGUCUUCUCAACUAUGAGCGUAAGAAACAUCACCUAAUAAAAGUCUACCACCCCCUUUAUCCUGUGCAAGAUUUUUAAUUUUGAUCAAUUUGAUCACGAAGCUACCUGCAAGGUAUUCGAGUAAAAUUUUACUUUAAAAUAUAUUCAUAAUUAAAACUAACAAUUAGGGUGUUGCUAAACUGGGAAGACCUUUCUGGAGAGAAGAGGCUUUUCUACAGCUACGUGCAAAAUGUUACGUCAGCAGCAUAGUAAGGUUGUGUACUCAAAGCUAAAAAUAAAACGCUGAAAAACAGAACAAUAAAUCUCAAUUUUUCUUUAUAUGGUGGAAUUUUUUUGUUAUUUCUGACAGAUUCAACAAGAUGCCCAGUGUAUUUUAAGAAGUGUAAGAGUAGGUGACUUGAGUUGGUUUUCACGUUCGCAUUGUUUGGCAUCAGUGGAUGGUAAUCACUACAAAAUAUCAAUUUACCCCAAGUCCCAAAGGUAUAAACACUCUUCUGCCCCCUCCCACCUGUUUGUUCUCCAAAACUCAAAACAAACCAAGCCAUGAAGCGUACAACAAAUGUGGCAUUAUGUGAUUCAGCUUUCCAUAUUCUUUAGACUACAGUUUCACACCUAUGAAAUCAAACACACACAGUAUGUGAGAAAGUUUUAUCAUUUUAGAAUCAAAAUAUCCCUUAAAAUAUUUACAUUUUACAGUAAAAAGGAUAGCAAAACACAAAGUAAUGUACAAGCUUAGGUAUUCAAGUUUUUGAAGCAUGGAAAAUGGUGGGAGAAAUGAAUUUACUACUACAAAUCAUAUUUUCAAGAAUUUAGGUUAAAAAUGCUUUCUUAUUAAAACAAGUGCAGUUUAAAGCAUUAACAUUCGAGCAGCUCAGCCUUCCAAUUUCUGGUCACAAACUGCUUCAGAUGCUUAGGAAAUACUUGAAAACUAAUGAAAUACACUUGAAUUUUUUUACUGUACUACUGAAUAAUUUAAAAAAAACCCAAACUCUUCACACCACCAAGCAUAUUGUUUUGUUGUAAUGUGUGGAUUCUGAGGCUUUGCUACAGUCUUUAAAAACAGUGCAAUUUAAAAAGAAGGUUAUUGUAUGAAAAUCACCUUUAAAAUUAUCAGAGCAUCUUAAAACAGAAGAGAGCACAAAUUACCAAAGGCAGCAACUAUAUUGCAGACUUGACUAAAGCCAACUUCCUCAACUAACAAAAUUCCUAAGCCUUUAUUGCAUAUUAAUAAAAGAAAUCUUUAAAAUUUUGAAUAUACAGCAAUGUAAAAUUUUUAAAAAUAUUAAACUCCUACUUCUAGCGAUAGUUGGUAUAAUGAAAAAAAAGGAUGAGUAUUGGUACAUCGAGCGGUACCAAAACACAGACUUGUUUCUGCAAAACACCAACAUGGAAUAAAAAAGAUGGCACAAUCCUAGCAGGCUCUUUUUUUUAUACAAAGUUUUACGACAUUACUCUAACAGUUUAUUUAAAUAGGAUUUUAAAAGACUGCCUGCAUCUUUUUACCUUUUACUUUUAGUUCUGUCACUGUGGUCCCUAUGUCUCUCUCUGUUCUUUUCACUUUCUCGUUCUCUAUGCUUCUCUUUGCUUUUCUCCCUCUCCUUAUCUUUUUCAUGAGCCUGUUCUUCACUUUUAGGCUUCUCUGUCUUUUUUUCUGGAUUUCUAGUCUCUCUGGGGCUUUUUCCAUCAGCAGCCCUAUCACUGUGUGGAGACCGCACUCUUUCUUUGUCUCUCUGUCCUUCCUCUCUACUCUUCCUCUCUCUCUCUUUUUCCUGGUUUCUGUCUCUGCGUCUGUUUCUCUCAGAAUCUUGCUCCCAGUACUUUUCGUUGCUCCACUCUUUUUCAUGUCUCUCUUUUUUUUGGUGAUGGGUUUCACUGUAAAGCCUUUGUCGAUCAUUUUUUCCUCUACUGAACCCUCUCUCCAAAUGCUGUUCUUCUCUGCCCCAAGGAUCGCUGUGGCGUCUUUCUGGUCUCCUACUGU
Molecule: messenger RNA, 13631 nt
Organism: Pseudopipra pipra
Lineage: Eukaryota; Metazoa; Chordata; Aves; Passeriformes; Pipridae
Gene: EYS
Product: eyes shut homolog
Exons: 49
Coding region: 233-9085 (2950 amino acids)
Biological process (GO): Notch signaling pathway
Molecular function (GO): calcium ion binding; Notch binding
Source: RefSeq, a predicted model, not a curated record